Protopolystoma xenopodis is the source of this 297-nucleotide messenger RNA. Lineage: Eukaryota; Metazoa; Platyhelminthes; Monogenea; Polystomatidea; Polystomatidae. The record is from the annotation of a GenBank genome assembly.
ACUCCGUUGCCCUGUUGCCUCGAAACCGCUGAUCCUCUAUUCUGCGACCUGCUGCCAGCCGACGGUGUUAUCAUCCAAAGUAAUGACCUGAAGAUCGAUGAGAGUUCUCUGACCGGCGAAUCAGACCACGUAAAGAAGGGCGAAACCAAGGAUCCCCUACUACUUUCAGGGCCAAGACCUAGUUAUGCACCGCUUGUAACCGGCCGACAUCUUAGAUCUAUUACCCCACCACCUCACCUCUGUACCAUAGAGAUCCGGGCCUAUCCGUUCAGUAGUGACGGAACUUCAAAGCUGUAA